GUCACGGUUGACGUGUAGCGUGAAGAAAUAACAUGGCUACAAUAAACUGGGUGCUCUCGGCUGCUUUGUUAUUGUGCUUGUCGUGGGGAACAGUUUUAACCGAAACGUCCACUGAUAAAGUGCAUAAAAAAGUUUGUAUCAGGGAGUCUGAGGUCAACCCGUCGCUUGUUGAAAAAGCCUUUGACGGCGACUUUGCGGAUAACAGGGAGCUGAAGUGCUUUUUCCGAUGUUACCACGUCGAAUCCGGCUUCAUGAACGACAAGGGCGAGAUACAAACUGAUAAAAUCAAGGCUAAAAUUCCAAGCAAAGUCGACAAGAGAGUGAUUGGGCAGGCAAUCGAUAGCUGCAGGAGCAUUAAAGGAUCCGAUUCUUGCGAGACAGCUUAUAAAUUGCAAAAAUGUCUUCACGAAAAGAAAAUUGAUUUUGUAGGAGUUUAGAUUGAUUUUGGUAUUUUGGAAUUAGACAAAAUAGUUUUAAGAAAUAAAUAUUUUAGUGAGGUAGUAAAUAAUGAAUAAAACUUGAACUAAAA
Onthophagus taurus is the source of this 529-nucleotide messenger RNA. The record is from RefSeq and is a predicted model, not a curated record. Lineage: Eukaryota; Metazoa; Arthropoda; Insecta; Coleoptera; Scarabaeidae.